Triticum dicoccoides is the source of this 3891-nucleotide messenger RNA. Its product is annotated as probable disease resistance RPP8-like protein 4. Gene Ontology annotation, molecular function: ADP binding. Gene Ontology annotation, biological process: defense response to other organism. NCBI's taxonomy places the organism in Eukaryota, Viridiplantae, Streptophyta, Magnoliopsida, Poales, Poaceae. Bases 115 to 3117 code for a protein of 1000 amino acids. The transcript is spliced from 3 exons. The record is from RefSeq and is a predicted model, not a curated record.
CGCCAACCACGCCACGUACCAGGCUACUAGCGACAACCACGCCAGUGCGCCACCACCAACCAAACUUACCAAGCACACUGAGUGAGUGAGGCAGACGGAGGCGGGCAACCAAUCAUGGCGGACGCGGGCGUGACGGGGGUGGCGGCGAAGCUGGGCGAGCUCGCGGCGGCGGAGGCGACGGCGCUGCUGCGGGUGGACGCGGAGAUCCGGUCCCUGCGCCGGAAGCUGGCCUACCUGCAGGCCCUCGUCCGCGGGGCCGACCGCGCCCGCCGCGGCCGCGCCAACGAGCUGCUGCUGCUGUGGCUGCGGGAGACGCGGGAGGUCGCCUUCGAGGUCGAGGACGCCGUCGACGAGUUCCACCUCCGCGUCGAGGCCUUCCACCUCAGCGCCAAGGGCCGCCGCGGCUGGUGGCACGGCGCAGCCUUCAACCUAGUCCAGGGCCUCGCCACUCAGGUUGUCGUACGUCAUGGUCUGUCGAAUCAGAUAGUCAAGAUCAACGAAAGGAUCGAUGAGCUGAAUCAGAACAAGGAAACAUAUGCUAUUGAGAGUUUUCCAUCCGAAACGUGGAAUUCAUCAUCGAUUGAGACUGAUCCCGAGUGGUACGAGGAUGGGUAUGUUGAAGACUCCAGACAAAGUGAAUUUACAACCCUCAAAGACCAAAUCAUUGACAAAGAGAAGAUUGUUUGUCACCGUGCUGUCACCUCAAUUCUGGGCGAGUGUGGCAUUGGAAAGAAAACACUUGCAAGAAAGCUGUACAACGACCCUGAUAUCAUGAGAAACUUUGAGGUGCAUGCAUGGGUGUGUCUUCCACCACACAUCAGGUUCACAGACUAUGUGGAGACUAUGUACAAGCAGGUCAGCUCAGAGGUCCCAGAAGCACCUGAAAAAGUUGGCAAGGCAUCAUUGGCAACUGGUGAUGGAGAAACCAUUAGUAAAGAGCGCAAACUUCGAGAACUAAUGCAGAACAGGCGGUACCUAGUUGUUCUUGAUGGUUUGGUCGAAAUCAGUGACUGGAAUUCUUUGUUGGAUGUCCUGCCAGAUGAAAACAAUUGCAGCCGAAUCUUGCUUACGACACGCUUAAGUGUGAAGGAAAUCAAUCAUAUGGACCCGCGUAUUGCUCCCCUUGAAUUGGGUUGCCUUGAAACCAUACACGGUCAACAGUUGUUUUGUCGACGAGUUUUUGGAGCAAAGAAACCUCCAGAAAUUUACAAGUGCAAAGCUUACUAUGACAAAGUUCACAAUAUAUCAACAGGUCUUCCGCUAGCCAUCAUUGUUCUUGCUGGAGUAUUACGAUCAAAGGUGAUUCCCGCGGAGUGGGAUGAAGUGCUUGAGCAACUCGAGACCAAUGGCCAGCCAAAACCACUUGGAAGGAUAUGGUCUUUAGCUUUUGAUGAUUUGCCACACCAUCUAAAGUCAUGCUUUCUCUACUUUGCGUCCAUGUCAGAAAAUAUUAUUGUUUACCCAGAUCGUUUGGUGCGUCUGUGGAUUGCCGAGGGUUUUGUGGUGCCAAAGAAGGGAAAAACUUUGGAGGAGGUCGGGUUUGACUAUCUGAAGGACCUUGUCUCAAGAGGACUAGUCCAGGUCAUGGACAAGGAUGCUGGAGGGCGAAUCAAGCUAGUAGCCAUCCACAAUCUGCUUCACGCGUUCCUGGAAUCUGAAGCACGGGACUCUGGUUUCCUUGAAAUCCACCACCAAGCUAACGUCCUAAAUCCAAAUGCAGUGCGGCGCCUUGCUGUACACAAUUAUGUGGAUUCAUUUGUCAACAUACCGAAUGAAUUUCCUAAGCUGCGUUCUCUUCUCUGCGAUUUCGCAGAAGACCAACGCAGCAGCACAAUAUAUGAAUCGCCUCAACCUCAUACACCAUGGGGCAGCUUUGCAGAGAUGUGCUUGAGAGCAUGUGGAAGUUCCGACAGAGCUGGCCUAAAGACCAUUCAUGGGCUGCACUUCUUACAGGGCUCUAGGUUCCUGCGUGUCAUCGAUCUGAAUGGUUUGAAGAUCCAAAAGCUGCCAAAUGAGAUUGGAAGCAUAAUACACCUGAGGUACCUUGGUAUUAGAAACAGCAACUUGGAGGAGCUCCCUUCGUCCAUUUCUAAGCUUGACAACCUUCAGACAUUAGAUGUAAGGAGAACAAAUGUGAGAAGAGUUGUCGACGAAUUUUGGGAAAUUGAAGCACUGAGGCAUGUGCUUGCUGAGAAAAUUUUGUUGCCUGAUUGCAGAGUCUCCUUGAAUAACUUGAUGACCCUUGAUGGUGCGGAGCCUUCACAUCCAUGGCAUGAUCAAAUAUGUCCAUUGAACUACAUGUUAUGUCUCCGGUCUCUGUCCUUGUCUGGCAUUUCCGAAACACAUACUAAAGCACUCUCGGCAGCUCUCAGGAAAAUGGAGUUCCUUGUGAACCUCAACUUAUAUGGUGAAGUCCUUCCAUCUACAAUGUUCACCGACUCAAGCAUGCGCCGCCUCCAGGUGCUGGUUCUACAUGGCAGGCUGGAAGACCUUGAUGCUUCACAGAGCGACCGAUAUGUCAUGCCAAACCUCACCAUGCUCCAUUUGCACAGAUCGGAGCUGUCGCAGCCGUUUGUAGACAAGCUUGCAGUGCUGCCAUGCAUCGCCGAGAUGGAGCUCUCAUAUUGCUCAUUCAGUGGAGCAACGCUGGUUUUUUCAGAGAGGGGAUUCCAGAGCCUCCGAAAGUUGAAGCUUAUAAAUUUGUGCGCCUUAGAGGAGCUGGUGGUAGAGCCUGGCGCCGUGCCGAUGCUUUCGGUCUUAGCCAUGCAUGAUUGCAGCAGACUGAAGGUUCUCACUGGUCUGAAUGACCUGGAACACCUCCAAGAACUGGCGCUCUACAACAUGGAUGUGCUCGUCGAUACAUUAAAGCUUGCCGACGAGAAGCUUUGUGACCAGAUCAAAUGCCUGACCACCCCCACCAAGGUAGACCGAGGAGUGCUUGCUGGUUCCUGGCUCAGAAAGUUGGGGAUACCGGCUAUGACAUCAUCGGUCGGCGCAGCUCCAGAACUGCCCUGCGGUGAUUUGGAGAGGACUGGUUCUGUUGGGCGAAAAGCAACUGAUGACAUUGAGGUACACUACAGUUCCGGCGGCGCAUGGACAAGGUUGGCACAGGUGUAGCCUGUUCACCGAUCAGUAUAUAGAAGAAGCAUGCCUUCGUGUUGCUUGCUCGGUGAUUCUGUGAGGUGUUAUGCUUGCGAUGGGUGGAGAACUUCUGAUUGCUAGCCGUCACCAACCUGAUUUUCUUGGUUUUCAUGGAAUAUCGCAAAACUGUUUCGAGUUCUAGUUGCGAGCUUCCAACCAUUUUUGGGCAAAAGGGCUGUGGCCCCAGUUCCAUUGAAGCAACAAAAACAAGGUCAAGAUAGGCAUGGCGGACAUGGCAAUAUGACAUGAAAAGGUACAACACAACAAUUGAUUGAAGAUCUCAGGCCAACUCCACCGCGCGACCCCAUCCUGUCCGGGCCCGUCCGUUUGGGGUAAAACGGACAAACCGGGCGGCCCAGCGCGCGGGAGCAAAUGAACUUUUGUCCAUUUUGUGUCCGCUUUCGACCCAUCCGCGGCCCAAGUUUGCGCCGCUUUUGCAAUGAAACGGACACCACGCGGACGCGCCGGCCGUCUGCGCGUGUCCUUCCCUGGCCCGCCCGUUGGUGGCACAGGACAGGCCUUGAUGAAGUCAUGUACCUGGGGUAGGGUCAUGUACCUGUCUCAGGUACCCUCCCCAAGGACAUCUACAGAAGAGACCGUCUCCCAGUCGACCAAGAGAGAUUCCACUCGAAGACAAUUGACGAACUUGAAGACACUCGACCAUGAAGAUUCACUCGACCGCCAGGAGUUCAAGAUCUACUUUGUAUCCAAACGUUCUGUAAUUAAGUAGUCUUUAUGGUCAUGAUGACA